Molecule: messenger RNA, 474 nt
Organism: Paralichthys olivaceus (Japanese flounder)
Lineage: Eukaryota; Metazoa; Chordata; Actinopteri; Pleuronectiformes; Paralichthyidae
Source: RefSeq, a predicted model, not a curated record
GGGUAGAAGUGUUGCUGUAUUAGUCAAGAGAGAAGAGUUAAAGAACACAGAGAAAACUCUUCACUAUAGCCCAUGAUGGGUUAUAGGAAAGUGUGCCUGUUACUGCUGCUGAGCAGCUACGCAUUGGCUCAGGAUGGCAGUGACAUCAAUGAACAAACUUCAACAUGUCUAUUGGCAUCCAGAUUCAAGGCCUCCAAGAAAUAUGUGUACCAGUACACCACAGAGAGCAGAAACGGUGUGGUGGGCACUGCCAACCUAGGGAACGGCCCCAAAGUCUCUUGUCAGGUAGAGAUCGAAGUCCCCCAAGCAUGCAGAUUCAUCAUGCACACCAGGGACUGUGUGCUCAGUGAGGUGACUGUCAUGGAUCCCCAGGGUCAGCUGGUCUACAGGCAGGCCCCUGGAUCUGAGGCCUUCCAGGCUGCCAUGGAAAGGUUGGGUUUGUAUCAGGAUCAAAGAGCCUUGGAGAAGAUUUAA